Molecule: messenger RNA, 1352 nt
Organism: Ochlerotatus camptorhynchus
Lineage: Eukaryota; Metazoa; Arthropoda; Insecta; Diptera; Culicidae
Exons: 2
Coding region: 162-1214 (350 amino acids)
Source: RefSeq, a predicted model, not a curated record
AUGAAAACCUUUAUCAACGGGCGUGUUAUAAAUAUGACUUGUUGUUUAAUUCGGUAGUUCAUUGUUGCAUUGGUAUCCGGUCGGACAAAUAAUCGAGGCUCGCGGUGGUGAAGUGGAUAAAUUUCUGGUUUACGUUAAGAGAAGCUACAAGCGAAAGGACGAUGAAAAUUGUCAAGUGUUUGACGGUGUGCUUAGUGCUUAGUUGUAUUCUUGUGAGCACAUCUGCUGCGAAGAAGAACAAGCGUGGUCUGUACCAUGGCCUGACAGGAUACACAGUUCCUCUAGGAGUGGCACAUCAUCGUCCGUAUCAUCCUAGCCCGUACGCAAAGUUCCCAGGAUUUUAUAAAGGAUAUGGAGGUGCGCUGCCACCAGGAUAUGCUCUGUUUCCCGGAAGUGCAUCGGUGACCUCAUACCAUCGUAACUUCCCAAAAGUACCCGCAGUCUACGCACCAAACUACUUUCCAGGUUUCGGAGUACCAGCUACCGGUGUUGUCCGACCGAUAACGAACCUGUCUCCAGUUGCUCCAGUUGCACCAUUGACUCCAUCGUUCCCAGCGUACCCGCAAAUCCCUGCCGCUCAAGUGCCUACCUACUUUCCGUUUGGCACUCCUCAGCAAACAUCCUUCUUUGCCACCUAUCCCCAGAAACCAUUCAUCCCUGUAGCAGUUCCGGUGCCCGAAAAGCCCAAAAUUCCAUUUGUAAUCCAGCAGAAGCCAAUUUACACUGCCGUCUCCAAUUUCAUUCCCAAUGGAGUCUACAACCCCACGGUUGCGGUAUCCAACCUUUCUCCAACCUAUGUUAACAUUCCAGUUGGACCAACUGCCUCGACCCCAACCUUGACAACCGCCACGGUGACCCAAACGGCUCAGCAACCUUGGCGUCCGGUUUUGGUGAAUCAUCCUACGGCAACGCCUACAACGACGACGGUUUUCAAACCCUCGCACAAUCUAUUACCUCCAUUCACUCUUCCAGCUAACGCACAAGGUCAGUAUUUCAUCAGCAGCACACCGGCCACGCACGUACAAGACAGUCAUCAGCAACAGCAGCAGACCCUGUUGGACUUAGAACAAACAUCCUUCCAUCACCAAAGCCAGGAGGAUGGAAACGGAGCGUUCAAUGGGCAACCGUACGAUGUAGCCUCGAACCAUGGCCGUUACACGGGCCCUUCCAGUUAUGAUGUAGACAUCACACACAACGGUUACCAGAAGAAGUGAGGAAGGUCCUAGCCUUCUAAAUUCUAGGACUGGCUGUCGCUGUCCAAUUGCCAUUAUCGUGUUGCUAUUAGUGCAUGCAUUCCCAAUGUAACGAUAUAGGAUAGGUUAAAACUAUUAAACUUAUUUAUUACUUAGAAA